AUGGCUGUCACUCCAUCGCCUGGCUGUUGUUGUUGUCCCCCCCCCCCCCCCGACCCCCCCUCUAAAUGGCGAAGGCUAGCCUGUUAGCUCGCUGACCCCCUUCUUCUCCGUCUCUGGCCAGCUAGCCAGCAACCCUCCGUCGAGGAAAUUGAGUGGUUGGGGGGGGGGGUAUCGUUCCGGCUUUAAGAAGCCGAUGUCGCCGACACGUAAGGAGACUACGUUCGGACGUUAGUAACCGCCUUGGUGUCGGACACGUAUUAAAACCACCAAAGACGCCGUUUUAGCCUCCCAUUCAGAGUAAAAUAUGAGCUGAAGGAGGGGUUGGAUGCUAUCGGGCUAGCUGGCUAAUGCUAACCGAUGUCACACUCUGGCCUGCAUGUAAAAAUAUAAUUACACUUGCUAAUUUUCCAAAUAACCGUAAUUUGUAUUUGAUUGUUGUUUUAAACUAAAUAUUAGAUUGACCAUUUACUAGUGGUGAGCACCUUUGCCUCGCAGUCAAAUGUUCCGAGUUUGAAUCUAGGCUGAGUUUUUACAUUCUCCCCUUGCUUGUAUGGCUUUUCCCCAGGCGCUAAUCCCGUAAUGGGGGACAUGAAGACCCCAGACUUUGAUGACCUGCUGGCAGCAUUUGACAUUCCGGACAUAGACGCCAAGGAGGCCAUCCAGUCUGCGCCGGAUGAGGCAGAGGGACCGCACGGGCCCGCCGGGGCGCCUCUGGGAAAGUCUGACACCGCAGUGGGGCCGUCCAGCCCCUCGGACCCACAGGGGGACACGUCCAUCGUGAGCGUGAUUGUGAAAAACAAAGUACGUGCGGAGACGGCGGCCGACGGCGAGGAUGGAGAUGGAGAGCCGGACGCUAUCGACGUGAUCGCCGGGGUGGAUGUGGGUCCUCGUCUUGGCGGGAUGGCGGAAUCGGAAGUUCUCAACCACAACGGUUUCGGGGUGUCCGGGGUCUCCGCCCCACUCUCCGUCAGCCAGUCCAACGGUGCCACGUGGCCCCUUAGUGCCCCUAAAUCGUCAGCGGAAACUUCAGGUGCAGCCAAGUCCACUAAGCAGGGAGGGAACAUUUUUAACAGACUGAAGCCUCUCCUAGGCCCUGGUUCUGGAGAUCCGGUUGGCCGGGCGAGGAAGAUGCAGCUCCUGCAGCAGCAGCAGCAGGAUGCCGCGCAGGAAAGAGCGCAAGGCCUCAAAGCGGCGUUACCCUCCGGAUCUUCUGCAGGACUCACCCCGACUUACUUCCCGCCCGCCAAGGCUCUUCCCGCCCCGCCCGCUACACUCUCGUCACACAUCAAGUCUUUUAACGGCGCCCCUAAAAUGGCGGACUAUCAGCACGAGCAGAUGGAGGAGGAAGAGGAGGAGGAUUCAGAUGCAGAUUUGGACAGUCCACUGGUCAUCCAGGAGAACCCAGACUCACCGGUUUCCACUCAGAUGAACAGUCGUUAUAAAGAUCUAACCCAGCCUACGUCGUCCACUCCGUCUCACCCCAAGCCAGGGUACACCCCCCAGGGGGCGUCUCUUACCCCACAGUCGGGCUCAGGUGGGAACGAGACCCCUCAGCCAGAAGAGAAGCACCCGGAGCACGUCAUCGAGGAGAGGGACUCACCAGAGAGUCCCGAACCGGAGGCGCCGAAGUCAACCACUCAACUGGUGUCUGCCAAGAGGUGUUCCAGCCCCGCUGUGGCCUCCACGCCGCCGUCAUCUGAGCUGAGGGAGCCAAAGGAGGAGGAGGAGGAGAUGGAGGUAGGAAACGGGAUCGACAAGAUGGCGGAUGGGAACGCCGACAAGCCGGAAAACACUUGCGAGGAGAAGCUGGAGGGGGACGAAGGCAAGCACAAAGUUGUCCCUGCCGAGGGCGCUGUGGUCGCUGUCCCGGCAGCUCCGGGGGCUCCCUCGCGGCCCCUUAAAGUGCGAAUAAAGACCAUCAAGACGUCCACGGGUGGCAUCACCAGAACGGUAACGAGGGUGGCCUCCAAGGGUGCCGCCGGGGGCAAAGGUCCCGACCCGAAAGGGGGAGGUGAGCGCAAGGCGCUGGCCAACAAAGCUCAAAAGACUGAUCAACAGCAGAAUGUGAGCACGCUGAAUGCCCUACCAGUGUCCACGCUCGCCGCCAGCAGUGUCAUGCUCGCCGCCGCCACUAAAGUACAAAACAAAAUGGCCGGCUCCGACAAGGCUAAGGUUUCCAUCACCGCCGUUAACAUCACAAAAUCCGCCGCCCUGCCCGCCACUCCUGCCGUGGCCUCGUCGCCCAAGUUCUCUGGGAUCAGCGUGCGGGCCGCCACGAAGGGGUCGCCCAACGGCGCGGGUGGCACCGCCCAGUCAAAUAAACCCGCCUCCAUCGUGAACAGCACGGGCGCCGUCAUCUCCCGUAGCCAGUCCAGCCUGGUGGAGGCUUUUAACAAGAUCCUCAACAGCAAGAACCUGUUGCCAAGCUAUAAGCCAGACCUGUCGGCACCACCACCCCCGGAAUGGGGACUCCCGCUGCCAGCCGCGGGCUACCGCUGCCUGGAAUGCGGCGACGCCUUCGCCCUGGAGCGUAGCCUGGCGCGCCACUACGACCGGCGCUCGCUGCGCAUCGAGGUGACGUGCAACCACUGCGCCAAGCGGCUGGCUUUCUUCAACAAGUGCAGUCUGCUGCUGCACGCCCGCGAGCACAAAGAGCGAGGCCUGGUCAUGCAGUGCUCGCACCUGGUCAUGAGGCCCGUCACCGUGGAGCAGAUGAUCGGGCAGCAGGACGUCACGCCCGUCGGUAGCAUGCUCUCCUCUUCGUCCCCCUCCACCGCCAGCUCCAGCCCAAUGAAGGAUGGAGCAGCGGCGCCCGCCGGAGGUCCGCCCCGACAGGUCCGCCGCGCCCCUCAGGGCCCGCAGGCGCUGAUGCCGCUGCCCUGCAAGAAGGCAGAGAACCUGCAGUACAACAACUACAAGUGUCCCGAGUGCCAGACGCAGUUCUCCAGCAAGACGGCGCUGGUCUCGCACUUCCAACAGAUCAGAGCCGCGCCCAAUUCGACAUGCUCUCAGUGCGCUCCGCCCAUGAUGCUGCCCAACACGUGCGCCGUUUCCGCCCACCAGAGGAUCCACAAGCACAAGGCACCCUACGUGUGCCCCGAGUGCGGGGGUGUAGCGCGGCAGGCCGGCUUCCAGACCCACCUGGAUGAGGCCUGCCUCCACUUUGCCAGGCGCAUCGGCUACAGGUGCUCGAGCUGCCAAGUGGUUUUCGGCGGGUUGAACUCCAUCAAGUCUCACAUCCAGACGGCCCACUGCGAGGUGUUCCACAAAUGCCCCAGUUGCCCCAUGGCGUUCAAGUCGGCCCCGAGCGCCCAGACGCACAUCGGCACGCAGCACCCUGCACUCACCGGCGGACAGGCCAAGAUGAUCUACAAGUGUGUCAUGUGCGACACAGUUUUUACCCAAAAGCCCUUGCUCUACAUGCACUUUGACACGCAUCUUGCCAAGCAAAAGGUGCACGUGUUCAAGUGUCCCGACUGCACUAAGCUGUAUGCGCAGAAAGGCUCCAUGAUGGAGCACAUCAAGACGGCGCACAGAGGCCCAGCAGCGAAACAGGGAGCCGCUUCCGACACCCCCGCUGCUGCCGUCCCCACGUCGGGCCCCAAGGCCAAGCCCUCCGCUAAGCCCGACAACUCCGACGGCGAGGACUGGGGGCGAGAUCAGGAGGAGGAAGAGGAAGACGAGGAGGAGGAGGAAGAGGACGACGACGGGGACGAGGACUAUGAGGGGCCAGGCUCGGGGGUGGUAGGGGCGACGCCCGGUGCCCCGACCGAGUGGACGUGCCCGCAGUGCCAGAGCACCUUCACCGACAAUGAAGACUAUCUCAGCCACGUCAAGAUGGAGCACGGCAAGUUCCCGUGUCGUAUCUGCGGGGGUAACUUCAGCACGUCGUCCAGCCUCAGACGCCACGAGAGAGUCAUUCAUGAGGGCAACAAGAGGGUCUUCCAUUGCCAGUAUUGCACAGAGGGUAAACGUACCUUUGGCAGCCGCUUCCUGCUGGACAAACACAUCCGACUCAAGCACAGAGGCACGGACGGACAGGCGGCCCCAAUGACCAGGAAGCGCGCUGCCACGGGCACAGAAGGUCCCGGCAGCUCUUCAGAGCAGGACGGCGAGGGCAGCGCUCCCGGCAGCAGGCCCGCGGCCGAUGAAGAGAAUGCCCCGGAGGACAGCGAGGAAGUGGGUGCCGGCCCCGCCAAAAGAACCCGGGCCUCGGCUGAGCCGGAGGAGGAGAGCGGCAGCGUGUUCCGCUGCGUGCCGUGCGGCUUCUCCACAGAAGACGGCGCAGAGUUCCAGCGCCACAUCCCGCAGCACCGCGCCGACACCGCCUCCUUCCAGUGCGUGCAGUGCGGCGUGUGCUUCGCUUCGGCCGGCUCGCUCGGCCGACACCGCUUCAUCACUCACCGCGUGCGGGACGCCCAGGGCGACGCAGACCGCGGCGCGGGACGAGCUUCCCCGGACGGCUCGCCCCACGCCGGUGCGGCCUCGCCUCAAGCGCUGGGUGAGGAUGCCGACGGCAACCUUAUCUGCAGGGUGUGCGGGCGGCGCUUCGAUAAGGCAUCGGACCUCAAUACCCACUUCCGGACCCAUGGCAUGGCGUUCCUCACUGCGCACAAGACGGACAAGCCCCAGUAGGACACAACCGACCCGAGCUACAACAGGGGUUCUCAAACGUUUUGGGUCCUGGGGAGAAAUUUUAACAAAGGACCCCGUCAUAAUCCUCAUGCCAAUUAACAUAAUCAACAUGUGCACAACCUACAUGACAUUGAAAUUAACUGUUGGGUGCCAAACGUUUCAACCUAAAUAUUCUGUUCAAGAGAAAGGAAUUUAACCAAAUUAAAUUCAAUAUGCAUCUUUGAGUACAGUGAAAUCCCUGCUGCGAAGAGCGGAAAUCUGCAAGUAAUUGACCCCCCCCCCCCGUCAAAAGGUUCAGAAUUGCCUGUAGAUGCCAUAAGAUGGCAGCAAAGCACUACAUUUCUAUUAGACAGGGCAGUGGCCUGUCAAAAUUAACACAUUCACUGCCAUUGACGGCUUUAAAAGUCAAAUAUCCUUGUUAACAUCAACAUUGUUCCUCAGCAUCAGGAGGCUACAAGAUGGUGCCAAAGCACAAGUUUAUUCUAUUAUUAAUAAUAAACCCCCGAUAUUCGGAGUAUAGGGACUAAGCCUAGCCACGAAGAGAAAAAAAUACAAGUUUACGGCCACAUCCAAGACCUAUUAUGAUGUCAACUGUAAAUACCCCGAAAACUACAAUCCCCAAACACUUAAAUAUUUAUAAUUCAUUUAACAAACAUUACCCUUAAAAAUAAUUGAUUUACAGAUUUAACUUUCAUGUUCAGAUUCAGCAAAGACAGCGAAGCUUCUACUAACCUUAGCUCUUCCCCAACAAACAAGGAUGUUAUCUCUCAGUCGAGAUGUAUGACUUCACUUUCUUUACAUUUUACAUAGUUACUACUUUCCUAUUAGCCAGAGUUUUGGCACCAUCUUAAAGAGUGUUAUAGAAAGAGCACAAAAAAAUGUGAAUAGGUAAGUACAUCACAACCGUAUCACAGCUUUUAAUUUGCCCAAAGCCAAGGAGGAGUAAUUAGCUUAGUAUGUUUGUCUAAUUGACUCCCCAUUUGUAAAAAUGUACUUAAAAAAAAAAAAAAACUUCAUUGUGAAUUAUUUUACAGACCCCAGUUUGAGAACCACUGCUCUAGAAUGUUUUAGCCAUCCUACAUCUUGUUGAUGCAUGACUGGACAUCCUCCCCUUUUGAGUGAAAUAUUUUCUGCUGCACGGCCGCCAUUUUACUGACCUCCCUGGAACUCUGAUUUGUACUCGUAAUAUUUAUUAUUUAUAUCAAACACUGCUGCAAGCUGGCCAGGAUGGUUAGUGACUGUGUUCCUUAAGAAGGUAGAAGAGGAGGAAGGGGGUAGUACGUGUUUUUUUGUCAUGUAAAUACAUGAUUACACUACAAGAAAAAAAAAAAAAAAAAACUUGCUAUGAUAAUGUGAAUACGUGUAGUAUUUGUACUUGUACCGUUCCUUUUUAUUCCAAGUAUCAAACAAGCGCCCCACUAGGAGGAAGUCAAUGUGUAUCAAUAAUUACGUUUCUUUUAUAACGUUUGGGAAAAAAACAAAAACAAACAAAAAAAACAUUUGUCUUGUUUGUAUCUUUUUAUAUAUGUGUCAUAUCAUAUUUAUAUAGAUGGAUGAUAAUAGUGGAACGUUCAUGUUUUUUU
Messenger RNA from Phycodurus eques (leafy seadragon), 6218 nucleotides. It is a transcript of the gene znf687b, whose product is annotated as zinc finger protein 687b. The record is from RefSeq and is a predicted model, not a curated record. NCBI's taxonomy places the organism in Eukaryota, Metazoa, Chordata, Actinopteri, Syngnathiformes, Syngnathidae. The coding region runs from base 580 to 4635 and encodes 1351 amino acids. The transcript is spliced from 10 exons.